AUGCAUGUUGGAUCGAACAACCUUUGCGAUGGAUGGCCCAACAGGGUAGGGGCGUCUGCCUUGGCGCUUCUGGUAUCACUAUCGUAUUCAUUGAUAUUAAGUUGUGGACGAUCAUCUGGAGACAACUCUGAUAUUGCAACAGACAUUGACACUACGGAAGAUUCCGACGGCGACGAUGCUGUUUCUUUGGGCUUACAAGAUGUUCCCGAGAUCAGGGAAUCGGGAGCUGCGGUGGAAGCAUGA
Phytomonas sp. Hart1 is the source of this 243-nucleotide messenger RNA. NCBI's taxonomy places the organism in Eukaryota, Euglenozoa, Kinetoplastea, Trypanosomatida, Trypanosomatidae. The record is from the annotation of a GenBank genome assembly.